Messenger RNA from Dermacentor albipictus, 5269 nucleotides. Lineage: Eukaryota; Metazoa; Arthropoda; Arachnida; Ixodida; Ixodidae. The record is from RefSeq and is a predicted model, not a curated record.
UUCCGCUGCGUGGGUCAUCUGUUCCUUGGGCCGGUCGUCCUGCCGCCCUCGGCGUCUAGCCAAGUUGAAGUGCAACGGGUGCUGGCCCUGCCGGGCAGCCAGGCGCGGCUGCCAUGUGACCUGGGCGGCUCGUUCAGCGCGUCCAGUUUGGAACCGUCGCUCAUAAGCUGGACGCGCGGCCCGUCGGCCACCGCUGAGCCACUCUACAGCGUGGCACGCGCCGAGGGCGUCGCACUGGUGCAGGCCGACCACCGGGUGACGCCGGCCUGGAAGGAGCGCUUCCACUUUUCUGUCUCACGUGGCACACUGUCGCUAGCUGACGUGUCGCCGCGCGAUGCUGGGCUCUACGUGUGCCGCGUCCGUUUCCAGCACACGAUUGAGAGGACGUCGCGCGUGGAGCUCAUCGUGGUCGAGCACCCUGGAACUCCGGUGCUAAAGUUCGACCCAGAGUCACCGGAUGCAGACCGGCUCAGAGAAGGACAGCGACUGCGAGUGCUCUGCGAAGUGGUGGGAGGCAAGCCGCGGCCCAGCCUGCGGUGGAGUCUCUCGCUUUCGGGCGGGUCGCAGCCCACGCCUCUUGAGGCCACGGAAGGCUCGUCAGAUGCCCGGGACGGCGUCACGCGUAGCUGGGCGACGUUGGACAAGCUCCAAAGAUGGCACCACGAGGCCCGGCUCACAUGCCAAGCUUUCAACUCUGAACUUGUGGCGUCUCCCACCUCCUCCCUCCGCCUCCAGCUCGAACUGAAGCCGGCACAAGUGCGCAUCAAAGGAUCGCGCAGCCCGGUUUCGGCUGACGUGGAGGCCGUGAUUGAGUGUGAGACGACGGGUUCCCAGCCUCCAGCCAACAUCAGCUGGCGGCUGGAGGAGACGCCCCUGAGAGAGGCCCAGGUGCUGGCAAGGGGCGCCAACGGCACGGCCAGUUUGCUGCGCUGGACGCCACGGCCACAGGACAACGGCCGCCGGCUCAUCUGCCUAGCCCUGAAUGACCGUUUCCCGGAGGACGGCAUCGACGACGUCUGGUCGCUUGACGUGCACUACAAGCCGAUCGUGGAGCUGCGGCUGGGCCCGGGCCUGGACUCCUCCGGCGUGCAAGAGGGCCACGACGCCUACUUCGAGUGCUCGGUCCGCUCCAACCCGCCGGUGAGCGAAGUUGCCUGGAGCCUGGAUGACCGGCGGCUCAGUGGCGCCCGCCUCAUCGUGAGCAACUUGUCGCUGGCGCUGCGACAGGUGACACGCCACCAGGCGGGCCGCUACCGCUGCACGGCGCAAAACUCGGCCGGACGGACAGUCAGCAACGCCGUCCGGCUGCGCGUCAAGCAUGCUCCCGUGUGCGAGCGUGAGGAGAAUGCUCUGUUCCUGUCGGGCGUGGAACAGGAGGUGGAGCUCGCGUGCACCAUGGUGGCGGAGCCCCAGCAGCUCCUCUUCUCCUGGUCCCUCAACGGCUCCCUGGGAAAGAGGGAGCUCACUGGAUUCCAGAGCCACGGCGCGCGCUCCAGCCUCAAGUUUCGACCCAAGUCUGAAGUUGACUACGGCACCCUCGAGUGCACGGCCCGUAACAGCGUCGGAUCUGCAGUACGGCCGUGCAUCUUUCAUCUCCUGCGACCUCCAGGCAACACGUGGCUGUCACGUAAAUGGUACAACUGCAGCGUAUGGAAUGCUACGUCAUCAGCGGUGCAGGUGGUCUGCCAGAGGGGUCCCGUUCCUUCUGGUGCUGACCCCGGGGCGCUGGUGGACGGAGAUGCAGAAGAAGAGCCACAGCUGACCCUGGAGCUGCGGCGCCCUCUAUCGGGAACAGCAGGAGGCGCUAACACAAGCCGCGCCAGCAGCAGCGCCGCCUGGAGCAGAACCCAGUCGGGUCGGCGCUCCCUCUGGCUGCGCGGCCUGGCACCGGACUCGCCGCUCGAGCUGCUCGUGUUUGCCGACAGCCCCAGAGGGCGCAGCCAGCUCGCCGCACUCAGGGCUCAAACUUUGCCCGAGGCUUCGGCUGCUCCUGGAAGUAGUGGAAGAGCUCAAGAGAGGCGAACAAAGCAUCGUCCCUUGCUGCCCGACGCCAACCAGAACGAGGAGAAGCUUCCGGAUGACGACGACGCCAGCGAGCAGCAAAGGGGCUGCUGUCCGCUGCUCGUGACCCUGGCGUGUGCUCUUUCUGCAGGCCUGCUAGUGAUACUCCCUGCCGCUGUAUUAAUCGGUCUUCGACUAAGGAAGAAAUAUUACCGCGAGACAAAGCAGCCUGUAGCGGUAAGCAGCAGGGUAAGCAGGCCAGGAGAAGCAGGCGGCACUGCCCUCGCCUGCUGCUGUUUACUUCGUCAAGGGCGCAGACGGCGACCACCAGAAAUAUACAGCCUUCAAGAAGUCAAGUGACAAACAGCCGACGAGGGUGAAACCGUGGAGCCGCCUCCUGACGUCGAGCGUCAUUAAUGUGUGUCUGCUAACUGAGCGACGCCUAAGACCAACUAUCUGUGAUGUAACAGUGAUGUGACUGUGGACAUUCUUCAAAAUGAAGCGCGUGCGUGUGACUUCAGCAGUGCAGAAAGUGGGUGCAGACGUCUGCUACAGGUCAAGCGAUUGCCUCUUCUUUCCACAGCACUUCUUCAGACGUCGCGCUUGAACUGUCCUGCAGCUAAUCCAAAACCUUCACAAACCAUUACGCACCAUGGACCGUUGGGCACAACGCCGUUUUAUUCUAAAAUACCUUCUGGGAAAACAGCCUCCCAUCCGGCAUGUCUGAACUUGCUUCGAAAGUGUAGUGUUCGGAGUAGUUGGGAGCUGUUCAUACGUUGCUCUAGAACAAAGUUCGUCUAGUGCGCCAUCAAGAGACCGCAACGGUGCCUGUUUGUUAUUGUGGUGUGGGGUGCAGUCCCGGUCGGCUGGAUUUUGACUUUCCUUCCACUACGACAUUGCUCAUGUCGCUUAUAGGCAAUGCUGGUGCCGUGCGUGUGAGCUCGAGGCUAAGACGCGGCGACCUGUUAAUCGGGUGCCCAGUUUCUGAGCCUGUGCUGUGUUCACUAAUAUGUAUCUGAGAGGCCGAAUGUGCGAGAGGCCUGUUAUAUUUUCGUUGACAUAUUCAGACCUUCAAAGUUGUUAAGUGCGUUGUCACGCGGACAACGCUCAAGUGGAUCCAUUUUGGGGGUGCGCUAGACGUCACAGUGAGCGAGCGAGCGAGUAAGCGAAUUAUUAUGUUAUGGUUGUAACUAAUUAUGUCACUGUGAUCUCAUUGACAUACCAGCUUUUUGAAACAUGUGUGAAGUGUGCAGAAAUAACCGAGUGUGAAAUGAAUUUUGUACAUAGGUGUUGAUUUAUUUAAGGGAUAGCUAGACCGAGUUUGCUUCAUGGUGUAUGUAUGUGACAAAAGCCUGACGUAGGCGGUCUCAUGAGCUUGCGUUAUUUCUUUUCUGUUGUUGGGCAGUGUUACAUACGCUGUUUUGAAGUGCGACUCGAAAUUACUCGUUGGCGGCUGCGCCGCUUAACUAUCGAGUAGAAAUAAAUUUGGUCACGGUAGUUUUAGACAACUGUUCUGAUUGGUUGAAGAGCCGAAUCAUUUAUCUAAGUCUAAAUAAACCUAUCUGUAAAUAAAUACCUAAAUAAAUAAACAAUUCAAGACACAUACAAUAAGUAUUGAAAAACGUCUUUGCAUUUCUCCGAAUUACCAUUAUGGUGGCUGGCUAGCUGAGGGGGCGAGGGGGCGAGGAGGGCGAUGUACUCAUGGUGAAGUGCAGUUUUAAGAAUUAUCCUGAUGGGAACCAAGUUGUUCUCAAUGUCUGCGAGAAAGUACCGAAUAAAAGUUCGAAACAGGUUUAUUGCCCUUUUAACAUUAGCUGAUCGCGUGGCUCGAGCGUACUUUCUGCCAGAAUGGUUCAGUCUAGUCCGUUAUGUCGGUUGCUGUUCGUGUCACACAAAAUGUGAUGUUAAAGCAAAUACGAAACUUUUCCUGAAAUAUGUACGUGACAAUCUGCGGUGUUUCCUUUGUGUGGGUACUGUCUCGUCGGCGGCGGGAACAGUGUUUGUCUCGCGUCACCUUUUAAUUCCCAAAAAGCGCGCCAUGCAGUAUCCGCAGGCUGCAGGCUGUUGCAGUGCCUGCUUUCGGGCACUACGGCGUGAACCAAAACAGGUGCUCCGUGAGGCAUUGCUCUUUUUAGGCAGCGUGUUUUGUCGCUGUGGCAGUCGGGCACUUGACUAGCUUUUUGUGACUUUUCUAGGUGAAAGUUAAACGUUCGAUACCGGUUUUGGUGCCUUAUUUACUUCAGAAUUUCAUGUUUAUUUUAUCGUCGUCAUCACAACAUUGGUGACAGCAUACAAUAAUUGUUCUGGUGGGCAGGAUAUGGCUGGGAGAGUUUGGGCUCAUUGUACUGCAAUAACGGCUGUUCAUAAAUGAGUUUUUUUUUCACGAAGUCCGCUAUCUUAGCAUACAUAUACCAUUGGACCCCAAAAUUACUUCGUCAACGGAGAGCACUAGCGUCGCUCCUUCACAUGGCGGUUGCCGGCGGUCUUACUGGAAUAAGUCCCGAAUGCAAACCCCACCUUUGUGACGUGAUGCACCUCUCCUGGUGCAUUUCGUGCAGCACACAAGUCAGUGACCACCUCUAUUCUUCCUUUUCGCUAAGGCAUGGUCGUGGCGCUGAUUCCACUGCAUGUGAUUUGUUUCCGCAGUAUUGCUUUGGAGUUUGUUCACAUUUUUGAGGCACUUAGACGACAGGCUUUCACAGAUUAGAGCUUGGGUCCGUGGCCUCGUGCGUCUGCUAUUUGCGAGGCCACAAAGACGCUGGUGCGUUUCUUGAAAUGCACCGGCCUGCAUGAUCGCCUGUGACUGCCUCAGCGAUGAACGCUUGUGUGUGUAACAGUGGAAACUGUGAACUUCUCUCUUCCUUCUCCUCUUUCAAUCCCCUUUCCCCUUCCCGAGUGCAGGGUAGCCUGCCGGGCUCAGCCUAGGUAACCUCCUUGCCUUUCCCUUAUGACUUUUCUCUCACUCUCUGUGCACAUUUUACCCGUCUUGCUUAAAAAGCAUUCAAAUGACGUUCUGAUAAACUGACCCGCUUGCAUCUGAAAUAGAUUGGGUUUACAUUACCGGUGAUCGCAAAAAUCAAACUUAUUAGGUUGCCUGGGUCAUGAGUAGGUCCUUGUGUUCUUAUUUACUCAGUUUAUAUUAUUCGGUUGAAUUGGUUGUUUGAUAUGUGUUUAAUUGCAAGAAGUGAAGAAUGGGUCUUUUUGUUGCUGUUUUUCACAUAUUAACUGUUUAGGCACGUUCUUUAAAUGUGCUUCAUUGCCGUAACUU